Paraglomus brasilianum is the source of this 567-nucleotide messenger RNA. NCBI's taxonomy places the organism in Eukaryota, Fungi, Glomeromycota, Glomeromycetes, Paraglomerales, Paraglomeraceae. The record is from the annotation of a GenBank genome assembly.
GCGUCAGGGUUUUGCGUUCAGAUCUUUCUAUCAACAGCAAAGAUCGGCAGCAUCUCGAUUUGGGAAAAAAGAUCAGUUGUCGAGUUUCCUCCUCCUGGUUACUUGGAUCUUAUAUCAAUGGACGCAGAAGACGCAUCCAAUACGCAUCCGACUUCUACAGAGUCUCCACAAUCACAAAGACCUCGAUCUCAGCCUGCUGAGCGAAACCUAACUGUCAUUCCACCAUCUCAAAUUCCUCACCAGCAAGGUGAGGAGAGCACAUCAAGCGCAUUUCCUUUCAACUCGCAAUCAGUUCCCAUCAAUACGAGCGGAUUACGUAGGGCACGGUCAUAUUAUUCGACUUCAAUUCCGAACGAAGCAGUGCCUUGGAGCGCAUUAAGGCGGUAUAAUGAUGGGUCGUUCGUACAGUCGCCUGGUUUUGGGGAUGUGGAUGAUUAUUUUGGGUUUGGCCAGCUGGCACAUAGUAUGUCGCCCCGUGAUGAGAGAGGUGGGUUUGAGAGCAUUGCAGAUCAUUGGAUUAGGCAGAGAACAGUAUCUGCGACUUCUGAUGGUUCGAGUAACAGGUAA